AUGACGCAAACCGAUAACUCAAACGAUAUAGAUUGUUCAUAUGUCCCCGUACCCGGAGAACCUCACACCGUUGAAGCUCCGGCCGAGAGCCGUGGAAAGUUGAAGGCGGGGAUUGUGAUCUUUUGUGGAUUGUUAUCGCUAGCUUCCUUAGUAGCAUACACUGGUUACAUUGCACCAAAUAACAAAAGCGAUGAGUUAUAUUCAACAUUAAAAUCUCAUUCAAAUGAAGAUAAAUAUAAAACAAUACCUUUUCGUAAAUGGGAACCGGUUUCAAGAGGCGUGUCUGUUGGUGUUUCAGAGAAAUCCAAUAGGAUGUUCAAAACCAAGACCAAUGUACGAACUUAUCCUUGGAAUAACCAUAUGUUAUCAUGGCAGAGAACCGCUUUUCAUUUCCAGCCGAAACAUAAUUGGAUGAAUGAUCCUAACGGUCCAUUGUACUACAAGGGUCGGUAUCAUUUUUUCUACCAAUACAAUCCAAAUGGCGCGGUUUGGGGUGACAUAGUAUGGGGACAUGCAGUCUCAAAAGACUUGGUUCAUUGGCUUCAUCUUCCACUAGCAAUGGUAGCAGAUGAAUGGUAUGAUCUAAAUGGUGUGUGGACAGGUUCUGCUACAAUAUUACCAAAUGGUGAACUCGUCAUGUUAUAUACUGGUGCAACAAAUGAAUCAAUACAAGUACAAAACCUUGCAUACCCUGCCAAUACUUCGGAUCCACUCCUAGUUAAUUGGACCAAAUACUCGGAAAAUCCAGUUCUAUUCCCACCCCCUGAAGUUAAUUUCAUUGAUUUUCGUGAUCCGACCACGGCUUGGCUUACCUCUCAAGGUAAAUGGCGUAUAUCAAUUGGUUCUAAGAUUAACGAAACUGGUGUAGCUUUGGUUUACGAUACCAAAGAUUUCAAGACUUUUGAGCGUGUGGAGGGUAUGCUUCGUCGUGUGCAAGAAACUGGCAUGUGGGAAUGUGUUGAUUUUUUUCCUGUGUCAACUAAAUUGGAUAACGGAUUGGAUACUUCUGUUAAUGAUGAUGGUGUUAAACAUGUGAUGAAGGUUAGCUUGGAUGAAGAAAGACAUGAUUAUUAUGCUAUUGGAACUUAUAAUGAAAGUAUUGCUGAUUUCGUACCCGAUGAUAUUAAUAAAGAUGUUGGUAUUGGAUUGAGGUAUGAUUAUGGUGUAUUUUAUGCUUCCAAGACAUUUUAUGACCAAAGUAAAAAGAGAAGAGUAUUGUGGAGUUGGGUUGCUGAGUCUGAUAGUGAAUAUGUUGAUGUUGAAAAAGGUUGGGCAUCACUUAUGGGUAUUCCGAGGACACUGGUGCUCGACAAGAAAACGGGUAGCAACUUACUUCAAUGGCCUGUUAAGGAGGUGGAGAGUUUGAGAACCAAAAGUCACAAGUUUGAAAAUUUGCAGGUGAAGCCAGGGUCAAUUGUAUCCCUAGAUAUUGGAACAGCAACUCAGUUGGACAUUUUAGCUGAGUUUAAUAUUGAUGAAAAAGCUAUAAACAAGACAAGGGAGACCAAUGUGGAGUACAAUUGUGAAACUAGUGAUGGAGCUCGUGCUCGUGGCGCGUUAGGACCUUUUGGUUUAUUGGUUCUAGCAAACGAUAAUCUUUCUGAAAAAACUCCUAUUUACUUUUAUAUUGUUAAAGGAAGAGACGGAAAUCUCAAAACUUCCUUCUGUUCUGAUCAAUCCAGGUCUUCUUUGGCAACUGAUGUUAGUAAGAAAAUCUUUGGAAGCUUAGUCCCAGUGCUUCAAGAUGAGAAGCUAUCUCUAAGAAUAUUGGUGGAUCAUUCUAUUAUUGAAAGCUUUGCUCAAGGUGGAAGAACAUGUGUGACUUCUAGGGUUUAUCCAACAAAAGCAAUCUAUCGAAAAGCUAGAUUGUUCUUGUUUAAUAAUGCUACUGAGGCCACUGUUUAUGCUUCACUUGAAGUUUGGCAUAUGAAGUCUGCAUCCAAAAAGCCAUUCCAUUACGAUCAAAUGAGUUAA
Messenger RNA from Vicia faba (fava bean), 1974 nucleotides. NCBI's taxonomy places the organism in Eukaryota, Viridiplantae, Streptophyta, Magnoliopsida, Fabales, Fabaceae. The record is from the annotation of a GenBank genome assembly.